Cydia pomonella (codling moth) is the source of this 702-nucleotide messenger RNA. RefSeq lists its product as uncharacterized. The transcript has 3 exons. Bases 1 to 702 code for a protein of 233 amino acids. The record is from RefSeq and is a predicted model, not a curated record. Lineage: Eukaryota; Metazoa; Arthropoda; Insecta; Lepidoptera; Tortricidae.
AUGGACUGCGCCAUGCUCAGCAUCAAACUUCACGAGAGAGUGAGGAAUGUCGAGAUCCGACGCCGCACCAAGAUGCAGGAUGAGAAGUGGGAUAUGGAUUCACAUAGUAGGAGCAGGUCCCGUAGCCCGGUGCGGUGGGACAACACGCGACUGGAACGACGAGAACGCAGCAGCAGUAGCCGCAGGCGCAGCCGUGAGCGUACACCGAGGCGUUGGGCUCCUUGGCGGCCGCGAGAAUCUGUGGAUCGCGAGCCGCCUGCUGCGCUGGAUGAACCUGGUAGGAUCAAUCCAAAUUAUUAUGGUGUUAUGGUGAAACCUGACAUUAUCCCGGAGUUUGAUCCUGAGAAGUCGGAGCUACCAGCGCAACAAUGGCUCAACAAAAUUGAACAACUGGGCGCAAUUCACGAGUCGCAAAGUCGUCAGGAUGGACGAGUGUCAAUAACGGCCAUAGAAGUCUCUCGAGCAGCAAAUAGAUGGCGCAACGGUUGCGUCGAUGGAGCAACGUCACUGCCAUCAACACGUCACACCACUCCGUUUCUAUCAUGGCCGCAAGAGGGCACUCGCUCGUUGCAACUAUGGCGCCAGCAUUCCUACCAAACGGACCAAUCAGCGACGUUCGUACCAAUCACGCCACUGGAACCUCGCAACGUUAUUAGCCGAGGCAACUGUAACAAGAUUAUUGGAGGGGAGUUCGUUAUCUAG